CUGGCAUCGGCUUUCCCAAUUCUCUUUGCUUUUGUAUUAGGCCGUCUUUUUUUCCAAAUUGCGUGCUGGAAAUUAGAGAACGGCGCUACUCUCGGUGUUCUAGAGCAGCUAAUGGGCAGCCGAACCUUUGGUGCAACUCUCGCAACUCAUUACCAACUGCGAAUUUUCAAUUUGUCAGGCUUAGCACUGCUUACUAUUUGGUCAUUGUCUCCACUUGGAGGGCAAUCACUUCUACGCAUUCUAAACGUCAAUUCUCAAAAUUUUAAUUCGACGGGUUACUAUUUCGACAACACAAGGUCCUUCCCAUUUAGUGGCGAGCAAUUCUUUGUCGAUUCUGCUUAUGAUAAUGCCCUCUUUGCGCCCUCAUCGGUUAUAGAAGGGCCCAUGGAUAUCUGGGGAAACGUCAAAAUCCCAUUUUUCCAAGGCACCUCUGUUGGUCUUGACGAUGAAGAUUGGCGUGAGCUAAGUCGUGAGGACACCCACCAAUACUCUUCUCUUGUCGGGAUCCCAGCUACCAAUAUUUCCGCAGGGAAUACAACCUUCUCUAUUCAAUCAAGCUACAUUGAUCUCGUUUGUACACCAUAUACGGCAGAUUUGCUGAAUUCAUGCGCAUCUUCUUUCUUCCCAUACGAAAUUGCGUUACAUGACACAAGCUUCCCCUUCGGAACUGAAACUGGUCAAAUACUCAAUGGAACGUGGAACGGUUUUCAGCAUAAUAGCACAGCGGAACACUUUAUUGAUUGGAAUCUUGCUCUCGAUCGAUUCGUGGACCGUAGAUGGUGGAACAACUCUGUUAGCUUGGGCUCUUUUGAGAAUGAGACAGGCAUAGAGGCCGAACCAACACAUCUACUUUUCCAAGCAAGAAUCAACAUAUCUGCUUGUUCUUCUAAUGACGCCAAUGGUAAUAACGACUACGGGAGAGUUCAGAUUGGCAGGACAAAAUGUCGUGUUCUUCAAAAAUAUGUUGAAUCACGAGUUAAGUGCUCUCGAAACCUUCAUGCUUCUCGAGGGGAAUGCAGCGUGAUUGCUCAACGAAAAUCCAAAAAGGAGCACCCAUCCGAAAAUUUAUCAGUCCUUUCGCAUCCGUACUCUUUCUACUAUUUAUCCGACUUUUUCCCAACAUCGAUUUCAACACGCUUUCCGCCUAUAACAAAUCCAACUCUGGUAUACCUACGUUCUGGUUCGAUAGACGACCUCCAGGACAGAUGGGGAUUAUUGCCAUUGCUACAAGAUGUUGGAAGUGGCGAUCUAAGUAUGCGACUUAGCCAGGUAAUAAACACCUACAUUUUAUUAUCCCAAGUGGGUUUCCAAAUAUCCUCGGGGUCCUUCGAAGCGCGUUCUCGCAAUAGCAUAGGAGAAGUGACGAAAAUGGAAACACAGACUACCGAUCAACUCUACGUCUAUAAUAUCUCCUGGCAAUGGAUGGUUGCUUCCUUAGUAUCCUGUAUAGUACUCUUGUUCGGAGGCGUCUUUGGUGUGCACUUUACCCAUUUGGUCAGAGGACCGGAGACACUAGGCUAUGUCUCUACUAUAUUGCGCGAUUCGAUGUAUGUUGACAUUCCUCUGGGAACGGAACGUAUGGAGGGAUACAAUUUGUCCAAAGCUAUCAAGAACGAGCGCUUUCAGUACGGUGGGGUGGGCUUGAGUCAGGGAGGCGUUUAUCGGAUGGGAAUUGCACGCCCCGAAGAUAUCAAGAAGAAUGUAUAG
Molecule: messenger RNA, 1707 nt
Organism: Ilyonectria robusta
Lineage: Eukaryota; Fungi; Ascomycota; Sordariomycetes; Hypocreales; Nectriaceae
Exons: 1
Source: RefSeq, a predicted model, not a curated record